AUGUCGAACGAUUUGGAAGACUUUGAUUCUUUACUGGAAACCAAUUUCGAUGCUAAACAAUUUGGAAAUGAUUUAUUGAAAGUUACCAAUAACAUCAACACUACUACUUUAGAUCUGAAUACAUCUUUAAAAAAGCUGAAAUACGAUCUUCACGAGAUAGAUUCUAGAAUAGACCAAUUGGUUAAUAACAAACCCUCGGAGAUAAUAGACUUGAUGUAUAGAAAUGAAAACGUUAAUUCCACUAUAGUCGAUGAACUGAAACCAAGCUUAGAAUAUUUGAACAUGUCAUAUGACAGGUUAAAAACCCAAGUUCUAGAUCCUUAUGAAAGAGCUAGGAAAGUCCAAUUGGCACUGAGUAAAGUUUAUCAAACAUCCUUUCUUCUUCGAGGUGCUUUGGUGUACAUUCAUUUAUCGAAUAAAAUAAGUACGACGUCCAAUGUAGCCCAAUUAAAUAUACCAACAGCUGUCAAUCUAGCUUCAUUGCACUAUCAAUUACAAAUAACUCUGAAUGAAAAUGAAAAUUUGAAAUCUUUACAGAAAGUCAAAUUGCUAGAUCAAAACAUUAUUACUCCCAACAAGAGAGAGCUGGUAACAUUCCUGUCCUUACAAGUGUCAAAAGAGUGUUUGAACUCUAUUAAGAUCAAAACAAAUAAAGAAACGAUAUCUCAGCUAGUCCGUUCAUUAUUUCUACUUUCACCUCAAGAAUUCGUGGCUACUAUAAAUAAAAUUAUUCUAUCCAACGUCACAACAAGCUCGCAAAUUCUAUCGAGAACUAUAAACUCUAUCAGAGGGUUUUCCGAAACAUUCAAAGAAGUUGUAGAGAAAAGCUAUAGUAUUUACAUCUUAGAGACGAUAUUGCGAAAUAUCAAAAUUGAUAAUACCACCACAGCCGCAAAACCUACAGCUACUAAUAAGUCGCACCUAGGCCAUCUUUUAUCAGAAUAUACUUUAAUGGGAAAUACCAAAUCAGGCUCUGGCACACCAAGAGAUCUGUUUUGGAAUAAGGUUGCAUCAUCUUUUAGAAAAGACUUUGAAAUCUCGGUCAACAGAGGUGGCCCUGUAGGUAAGUCACUGCUCAAAAAUAAAGAUUUCAUCAUUGAUACUAUAAAGCAGCAUAUGGGUAAAUCCUGCGAUAAUAGUGAUUAUCAAAGCUAUUUGAAUUUGAUGUUAAACUCGGUAUCUAUUAUCGCAAAAUGA
Molecule: messenger RNA, 1197 nt
Organism: Saccharomyces eubayanus
Lineage: Eukaryota; Fungi; Ascomycota; Saccharomycetes; Saccharomycetales; Saccharomycetaceae
Gene: COG5
Product: Golgi transport complex subunit COG5
Exons: 1
Coding region: 1-1197 (398 amino acids)
Biological process (GO): intra-Golgi vesicle-mediated transport
Cellular component (GO): COG complex
Source: RefSeq, a predicted model, not a curated record